AUGUUAACUAAUCAGUUAGGAAUAUUUAACCGUGUAAUUUCCAAAAAUUCAUCUGCUUUAUUCAAACAAAGUGGUAAUAAGAUAUUUCAAAGACUUAAUUCUACUAAAGUUAAUGAAUCAUUUUCAUGGCAAGAAUAUUUUAAAUUAAAGAAACAAAAGAAUUUCAUUAAUUUCGGUGCAUCAAGUAUAACUGGGUUAGGAGGGGUUCUUAUAACUUUAGGAGCCAUUGCCAAUAUUGAAUUUGAUGAAAAACCAAUGUUUGGUUUCGAUCCAGUCAUAGUAUUAAGUACUACAGUUAUAUUAGGUGGUGGUAUUGGAUAUUUAUUUGGACCUACUUUUGGUUCAAGUUUAUUUAAACUUUCAAAUAGAAGAAUAUUACAUCAAUUCAAUAAAAGAGAUCAACAAUUCUUAGCUAGAAUUAAAGAUAAAAGAGUUGAUCCAUCUUCUCAAUCAUUUUCUAAUCCAGUUCCUGAUUACUAUGGGGAAAAGAUUUAUUCUUUAAAUGAUUACAAGCAAUGGUUAAGAGACUGUAAUGCAUUUAGAAGAAAAGCAAAGGAAUUCCUUUAA
This is a messenger RNA of Scheffersomyces coipomensis, 567 nucleotides long. RefSeq names its product Pam17p (gene PAM17). NCBI's taxonomy places the organism in Eukaryota, Fungi, Ascomycota, Pichiomycetes, Serinales, Debaryomycetaceae. The coding region runs from base 1 to 567 and encodes 188 amino acids. Gene Ontology annotation, biological process: protein import into mitochondrial matrix. The record is from RefSeq and is a predicted model, not a curated record. The transcript has a single exon. Gene Ontology annotation, cellular component: PAM complex, Tim23 associated import motor.